This is a messenger RNA of Botrytis fragariae, 210 nucleotides long. RefSeq lists its product as uncharacterized. The record is from RefSeq and is a predicted model, not a curated record. Lineage: Eukaryota; Fungi; Ascomycota; Leotiomycetes; Helotiales; Sclerotiniaceae. The transcript is spliced from 2 exons. The coding region runs from base 1 to 210 and encodes 69 amino acids.
AUGAACAGAGAUGGAUCAAGCCAACUAAAUACUUAUACUGAAGAAACACGGGUAUGGAUCGUCGAAUAUGCCGUCUUGGUGGAUCUGUCUAUCAAUAUCACUUGGCAUCUAGGCACAGUCAUCGACAGUGGCAUAUCAUUUGUAAUUUGUCCGAAUCUUGAAGCAUUUGCCAAUGCUCAUUAUAAUUUGGGUCAACGUCGUGAAACGUAA